GCAUCAUGGCGGCCCUUGACAGUGGAGAGAACGGCCGCUAUUUUGCCUGUUAUUUUUCCAUCGUAACUAAUAGAGGCAAUGGCGGAUAUAUCUAGCUAGCGGAUAUGAAAGCCUAGUCAUGGGGCUCCACUUAGUGACGUGUUAGGCUUACAAUAAGUGAGAAAUGAAGCAGAUAUUGGCGGACAAAUGGGGAAGGCUGCCUCCACCUCAGCUGAUAACAUUAAUAGUAAUUGACGAACACAACACACCACGUGGAGAGAAGCAAGGUGUGGAGUACCCAAGCCUCUCACAGUCCAUGCUAGUAGACUCACCCUGCAUGUGGAGAUCUCCCAAAAUGCACGGAGGUUAUUCCAGAGCUGCAGGACAGAGUACUUGAGGCCAUUGGUGAACAGAAAGCUGAGGUUGAACAAAGCCAAGAAUUGAUAGCUGCCCAAGGUGUAAGCAAGAUUCACAAUGAUGAGGUCAUUGUGACGUGUGCAAUGUGUCCACUGGUCUUGGCCUUCCUGACCAAGGCAGCCACACAAAGGAAAUUCCACGUUAUUGUUGCCGAACGUGCCCCUAAAUAUGAUGGUCACCCAGUGGCAAAAGCUUUAUGUACUGCUGGAAUUGAGACAACAUUAAUUCAAGACUCUGCAGUGUUCCCCAUCAUGUCACGUGUCAACAAGGUCAUCAAGGUCAACGGAGGCAUUGAGACCUUUGUUGGUGCAGCCUCUCUUGCCUCACCACCAAAGUUUUAUUCUGUUCCACUGUAUGUGCGCACUCCCACAUACAAAUUUAGCUUGAUGGGCUGUGAAGAAAUAAGCCACCAAACCACCACUUCUAUUAUCCCAGAGGGAACAAAGUUUUGGCCGUCUGUAAAUACUGCGCUGACUCAGCUAGAUUACGUUCCUCCAGAAAAUGUCACCAGUUUGAUAACUAACAAUCGAGGUACUGCACCAUCCUAUGUGUACCGGCAGCUUAGCGAACUGUACCCUCCCACUUCUUGUGUAACAAGAAGGUAACAGGUUUAAUCCUUGCAAAUAAGGAAUAAGAGAAAAGAGACACACCUGCCAUUUGUACUGUUAUGCUGUAGUGUUCUGUCAUUUUUUUCCUCUUUUAUCCUAGAACCAUUUUUGGUCAUUCAUGUUUCUAAAAAUUAUACAAAAAUGUUGAGCUUAAUAUGUUUGGUGUAGUUUUUUGUAACAUGUGUUAUUGUUAAUGUGUGUGGUUCCCCUCAGGAAGAAUGUUGCAGUAUUAGCAGUAAUGUUACAGCCAAUGGAAGUGUCUGUAUUGUGCUUUGGUGGGAGGUUAAUUUGAUGUAUUUUUAGAGUUGUGCAGGAUAUUAUAGCAAGCCCUCAAAAUAAAGAAAAUAACUAUAGAAAACA
Scylla paramamosain (green mud crab) is the source of this 1364-nucleotide messenger RNA. Its product is annotated as translation initiation factor eIF2B subunit beta-like. Gene Ontology annotation, biological process: translational initiation. Bases 480 to 1001 code for a protein of 173 amino acids. The record is from RefSeq and is a predicted model, not a curated record. The transcript has 6 exons. Gene Ontology annotation, molecular function: guanyl-nucleotide exchange factor activity; translation initiation factor activity. Gene Ontology annotation, cellular component: eukaryotic translation initiation factor 2B complex. NCBI's taxonomy places the organism in Eukaryota, Metazoa, Arthropoda, Malacostraca, Decapoda, Portunidae.